Messenger RNA from Macroventuria anomochaeta, 1252 nucleotides. RefSeq lists its product as uncharacterized. The transcript has 2 exons. Bases 1 to 1251 code for a protein of 416 amino acids. NCBI's taxonomy places the organism in Eukaryota, Fungi, Ascomycota, Dothideomycetes, Pleosporales, Didymellaceae. The record is from RefSeq and is a predicted model, not a curated record.
AUGCCUCAGGAAGCAGAUUUCUGCGGAGACCGCUUGCGCCUCUCCGCCUUUCUUCGCGUUGUGGGUGAUGGCAUGCCCCAGCGGCCAACGCGCUUCAGACGUCGCUUACGUGCAGUCGACAACGGCGUUGACACAUCGAUUUACCAUGGCACUGAUCGUGCUGACCACGAAGUUCCCCCGGCCGAGAGAGUCGCUCGUGAAGGACCCUCCAGUGAUGUAUCGAUCUUCGACAUUGCACGCUCACUGUCGCCAGACCAACCAACGCUAGCACCAACAGAUCUCUUGCCAGAAGUCCCAACCAACAGCGAAAGGCACGUUUUUGCAGCUCCUGUAGCCGCUGCCGAUCCGAUUGAAGACAGCCAGAUGUUGACAAUUGCGCCUUUCAGAUCUCCAUCUCGGCAACCAGUGGCCCACCGUGUACAGAAGCCAUCACCGGCGAGAGCUGCCAUCUCCGGUUCCCCAAUGUGGAUACUGCGUAGGCAACUUGGCCAUCCUCAUUCAACAAAAUUCGACGGUGCACGCAGCAGAACGCUUCCGCAAUCUAGCUUUGCCACAGGCUCAGAUGGGUUCGUUGGCGCAGAGCUCAGUAUACAGCACACAAAUAGACCUACCAAGGCACAAAUCAGCAACAAGACGCGGAUGAAAAAAACUGUACCUGAUCGUGGAGGGCUCGUCAUGAUAUGCGGUCACCUGCCAGCACCGCCUGUCGAGCAUCACGAGGGCGUUCUGGCUGUGGCAGAACAUCCUAUGCAUACUGGAGACCGCGCUCCGGUUCACCCGUCGACUCGCGUAGUGGAGAGAUGGCCUUUGUCGCAGCGCGCUAUAACAGAAAUUCGAAAGGCAUUGAGUGAGAGAAAUGCCAGAGAGCGCCGCAACUCCAGUCCAAGACAGCAGGAAGCUCUGGUGCGCGAUCAGCUUUCUAAUGUUACAGCGCCCAUCAGACGCGUUUCUGAGGGCUCGAGCUCGGCGCCUUCUGAUGAAGAAUGCAUCCCUAAUAAUGAACUUGACAGCGACAACGAUGACGACAACGCGCAUGAUGAUUCUCGAUCACCACAUACAUUUCCCUCAGGUCGCAUACGUAGCUCUAUCGCAGAUACAAAAUAUUUCGAAAGUGCAAUGCACAAUCUCGACGCGGCAGAGGGAUCUGGUAAUAUGAAUCUGGAGAUUCGGUCACAGUAUGCUGGAAUCGUACGAAGUGAUGGAUAUUGGUUUCCAGAAGGUGGUGCAACGGGAAUGGUGCAUUCCAUAUGAG